Messenger RNA from Colossoma macropomum (tambaqui), 1731 nucleotides. RefSeq names its product serine/threonine-protein kinase ppk4-like. Gene Ontology annotation, biological process: protein phosphorylation; mRNA processing; IRE1-mediated unfolded protein response. Gene Ontology annotation, cellular component: IRE1-TRAF2-ASK1 complex. The coding region runs from base 469 to 1050 and encodes 193 amino acids. The record is from RefSeq and is a predicted model, not a curated record. The transcript is spliced from 6 exons. NCBI's taxonomy places the organism in Eukaryota, Metazoa, Chordata, Actinopteri, Characiformes, Serrasalmidae. Gene Ontology annotation, molecular function: protein serine/threonine kinase activity; ATP binding; RNA endonuclease activity.
AAUUAUCAAGUCCUUAAAAAUGAAGAGGAGUUUUUACGGCUUCCAGAACUCGACAAUCCAUCUAUUGUGCAAUAUGUGGACUUUGCAGAAGAUGAACAUUUUGGUUAUCUUGGCCUUAAACUUUGUGAAUACACACUAGAAGAAUACAUCCAAGACCAUCUGCCUGAAGACAGCAGUGAGCAGCUUGCUGUCCUGAAGAAAAUUGUGAAGGAGGUGCUAUGCAGCCUUGAAGUUCUUCACAGUGAAGAUAUCAAAGUGCUCCAUCGGGACAUCAAACCCCAGAAUGUUCUGAUUGAUAUAACUGGAAAGGCGAGAUUAUCUGAUUUUGGUAUAAGCCGGAGGCUGAAUUUAGGACAAACAACUUUGCGCACUAGCGCUGCUGGAACAAAGUACUGGAAAGCCAGGGAGACCAUUGAAGAGGACGAUAACAGUGCAUACAAGAGGAGUUCUGACAUUCAGGUUGCAGGAAUGUUAGUGUAUUACAUCCUCUCUCGUGGACACCAUCCUUUUGGUAAAGGGGCUCGUUGUGAAAGUAACAUUCUUGAUGGAAAAUACUCGCUGGAACAUCUGGAAGAUGACGUGGCAAAGGACCUGGUGGAGUGGAUGAUCAAUGAAGAUGUAAAGGAGAGGCCUAAAGUAGAGGAGGCCCUCGCUCAUCCUUUCUUUUGGACAGAUGAAAAGAGAGUGGAGUACUUACAGAAACUGGGGAAUGUGAAGGAGGUGCAGUACUAUCUCAGUCCUGAUGAGGAGCUCCUUCAUGCCAUAGAAAUAAUGGCCAUGGGGAAGACCUUCUCAGAGUGGAAAACAAAAUUGCCUGCUGAAAUUGUGCACAAAGUAGAUGGUAAGAAAAAGCCCUACCCAGAGAACUUACUUGGCCUGUUGCGAUUCAUACGGAAUCUGUAUGAACACUACUCUGAUGAUGCAGAAAAAGUAAACCUGAUGACCAUAUUCCCUGACCUUUUUGGAAAUGCUUUCAAGUUUGCCAAAGUGAGAGGAUGGAACUCUACACCAAGUCUGAGAAAAUGGCUCAGAUCUGUACCGGUGUUAUGAUGACUGAACAACAUGACCUAAACGUUAUGUGACCUCAUCCGUUUUUGGUUUUCACCACUGUUAUGAUAUCAGCAUUGUAAAAUAAUUACUCAAAUCUGUAAUAAGAAAAAGCGAUUUGUUUAUAUUUUUAUCACUUCCCAAUACUUUUGUACUUAAAAGUAAGGUGGAUUCUGGGGUUCUGGGCCAUCAGGUGAUCUGAGACACUUUAAGAGGUUCCAAUUCCACCAUCAGCAUCAUCAACUAAUCUUUUUACAUAUGUGAAAAGAAAUACAGUAAACAGAUUAAUUAAAGUGACAAAAGUCAUUUCUAAGGUGAACUCAAACAAGGUAAUGGUUUAAUCAAUCAGGGCCUGCAUCAUAAAUAUAACUAUAUGACCUGAUGUUCCAUAAAACCUGAAUCCACCCUAAUGUCGAAAAAUAAAAAUAUACAGGUUUUGUUUCUGUCCUGUGAAAGUGUUCCUGUCAGAGCUGAUGUUUACUGCUGUGUCACAGUUUAUCACUUUAGAUUUUUUGGGAAAUGUAUUUUCUCAUGAAUACAGUUCAACAUCUCUUAGCUUUAAGAUUUUUGUCGGUGAACACCACUUUUGAUAAAUAUCACUAUAUUAGCCUUAUUUUACCAAAAACGUUGUUAUCUUAAAUAAACUCUACUUUUACUCAAGAUGAGUAAAAUUUGUCAGCUUUA